Morchella sextelata is the source of this 990-nucleotide messenger RNA. RefSeq lists its product as uncharacterized. Bases 1 to 990 code for a protein of 329 amino acids. The record is from RefSeq and is a predicted model, not a curated record. NCBI's taxonomy places the organism in Eukaryota, Fungi, Ascomycota, Pezizomycetes, Pezizales, Morchellaceae. Gene Ontology annotation, molecular function: methyltransferase activity. The transcript has 9 exons.
AUGGCUCAAGCUUCGAACUCUGGACCUGAAUUGGUUGUUGAUGAAGACUAUGCAAAUCAAUCCGACUCAGACUAUGGUGAUUCUUUAAUGACCGACACGACAAGUCUGAAAUCCUCCAUCAUAGACUAUAUCUACGAAAAUGGUAGGAGAUAUCACAGAUACAAAGAGGGCUCAUAUAUGUUACCGAAUGAUGAGACCGAACAAGAUCGGCUUGAUAUGCACCACCACAUAUUCGGUCUUCUCCUAGGUGGUAAGCUUCACCUUGCACCUAUCGAAAAAAACCCGCAGAACAUCUUGGACGUGGGAACUGGUACUGGGAUCUGGGCUAUCGAGAUGGCAGAUUUAUACACCUCUACCAAAGUGGUCGGCAUCGAUUUGAGUCCCAUACAACCAAAAUGGGUACCCCCGAACUGUACUUUUGAAGUCGAUGAUGCCGAAAUGCCUUGGACCUUUCCCGUCGACCAUUUCGACCUUAUCCACUCGCGCAACCUAAUGCAGUCAAUUAAAUCGUGGCCUAACUAUCUUGAAGAAAUGUACAAACACACCCGCCCGGGCGGCUACAUUGACGUCGCCGAGCUCGAGGCCGGGAUCCAAUCCGACGAUAACAGUAUUCCUGAGGGUUCUUCCUUAGCGAUAAUAAUGCGCCUAUACGGCGAAGCGCUUGAGAUUGGGGGAUUACCGCAGCAUGUGGGGCGGGCCAUGAAGAAGAUGGUUGAGGAGGCUGGGUUUGUGGAUGUCCAGCUCCAUGUCAAAAAGCAGCCCCUCGGCGGCUGGCCGAAGAAUCCGGGUCUGAAGAAGGUCGGACAGUAUCUCCAGAUCUGCUGCGAGACCGGGUUUGAGGCAUACUCGCUGGCGCUGUUCACGAGGGUGUUGGGCAUGAAGAAUGAAGAGGUGCUGAAACUGAUUGCGGGCGCCAUCGAGGAUAUCAGAAAUAGGAAGAUUCAUUCGUAUAUAAAUUUCUUCCAUGUUGUUGCGAAGAAACCGGAGUGA